AUGGAAUCAAAAUCAAAUUUAAAAAUAUUAUCAAUGCGUGAUAGAGAUUUUUUAAAAUAUAUUGAAUUAGCAAUAAAAUAUGGUUAUCCUAUAUUAUUUAAAGAUAAUGAUGAAUACAUUGAUCCCAUUAUAUUAAAUAUUUUAUCAAAAAAUAUUCAUAAUCAAAAAAAUUUGUUUGUUAAAUUAGGUGAUAAAGAAAUUGAUAUUGAUCCAAAUUUUCGAAUGUAUUUAACAUCACGUUUACCAAAUCCAAAAUUAUCAACGUUUCAUUUUGGUCGUUCAAUUGUCAUUAAUUAUACUGUAACAUUAAAAGGUCUUGAAGAACAAUUAUUAAGUGUUUUAGUAAAAAUUGAACGUCGUGAAUUAGAAGAAAUGCGUGUGAAUCAUUAA
Didymodactylos carnosus is the source of this 390-nucleotide messenger RNA. NCBI's taxonomy places the organism in Eukaryota, Metazoa, Rotifera, Eurotatoria, Philodinida, Philodinidae. The record is from the annotation of a GenBank genome assembly.